This is a messenger RNA of Aspergillus tanneri, 888 nucleotides long. Its product is annotated as putative Coatomer subunit epsilon. Gene Ontology annotation, cellular component: COPI vesicle coat. Gene Ontology annotation, biological process: intra-Golgi vesicle-mediated transport; retrograde vesicle-mediated transport, Golgi to endoplasmic reticulum; endoplasmic reticulum to Golgi vesicle-mediated transport. Lineage: Eukaryota; Fungi; Ascomycota; Eurotiomycetes; Eurotiales; Aspergillaceae. The coding region runs from base 1 to 888 and encodes 295 amino acids. The transcript is spliced from 5 exons. The record is from RefSeq and is a predicted model, not a curated record. Gene Ontology annotation, molecular function: structural molecule activity; protein binding.
AUGGACCCAUUCUCGGCGGAAGGCGAACUCGUUAACAUACACAAUGCCUUCCACCAAGGUCAAUAUCAAACCGUGAUUGACUUCGAUACCUCAGCCUUGUCCUCAGAGAACCACCUUCCAGCCCGCGUCCUGCAGCUACGUUCCAAAAUCGCUCUCAGCCAGACGGACCAGGUGCUAGCCGACGUCCACGGUGAAGAUGAGACCCCUGAGCUGGCGGCGGUGAAGGCCCUAGCACAGCAUACGGCCGGAGAUAGCGACUCGGCAUUGAAAACUACCCAGGAGCUGGCGGAGAAUUAUCCCGACAAUGGUAGUGUGCAGGUUCUGUGUGGGACGUUGCUGCAGGCACAGGGAAAGAGUGACGAGGCCUUGGCUCUGUUGACGAAGCACCAGGGGAAUCUGGAGGCAGUUGCCCUGAUCGUUCAGAUCCACCUACAACAAAACAGGUCGGAUCUCGCUUUGAAGGAAGUCCAGGCCGCCAAGCGUUGGGCUCAAGAUUCUCUUUUGGUUAAUCUGGCGGAGUCGUGGGUUGGAAUGAGAAUUGGCGGCGAAAAAUACCAAUCUGCCUUCUAUGUUUACGAAGAACUGGCUUCUGCCCCCAGUUCAUCUUCGCCCCUUUCGAUCGUCGGACAGGCAAUUGCCGAAAUACAUCUGGGACGACUCCCUGAGGCGGAGGCGGCGCUGUCGGCUGCCCUGGAGAAGUACCCCGACGAGGCGGAGUUGAUUGCCAACGCGGUGGUGCUGAAUGUAUUGGCUGGAAAGCCUACAGAGGAGUUGGAGUCACAAUUGCAGCAGACCCAGCCCUCCCAUGCGCUCCUGGCCGAUGUUCAGGAGAAGAGCGCAUUGUUCGAUACGGCUGCAGCGAAAUAUUCAGCUCGGGUGGCUUCUUAA